This is a messenger RNA of Etheostoma spectabile (orangethroat darter), 2482 nucleotides long. It is a transcript of the gene lrrc52, whose product is annotated as leucine rich repeat containing 52. Bases 679 to 1674 code for a protein of 331 amino acids. Gene Ontology annotation, molecular function: transmembrane transporter binding; voltage-gated potassium channel activity; potassium channel activator activity. The record is from RefSeq and is a predicted model, not a curated record. NCBI's taxonomy places the organism in Eukaryota, Metazoa, Chordata, Actinopteri, Perciformes, Percidae. Gene Ontology annotation, cellular component: voltage-gated potassium channel complex. The transcript has 2 exons.
GGGAAGGAGUCUCACCACAGCGCAGCGGAGAGCCACAGGAUACAGAGCGGUGUGAGCGCAGUGGAAGGACGCGCUUUCCAUCGCGCUCCUGAGAAAAAAAAACCCGACUUGUCUGCUGGAUAGCGGUGUAGACAGUCGGACCCACACACGCACACCCACUGAGACAAACAACAGGCAAGGACAUAUGUGAGCGCGGCGCAUUUCCGCGGGAGUCUACAUCCAGGAUUCAGGAAUGUGCGCAGGUCACGCCAUUUGUUUAGAAACUAAAUAAACAAUGCACUCUGCUGGCGACAACUAAUUCACAAAGAUGAGUAACCAAGGUAAUGGACAACAUCCAGUGGUUCUGGGGUCUUCUCAUGCGGGACAAAGUCCGGUAAGCUGGACGAUUCUCACCCACAGAGUGAUACGCGUUUCUCGGUCACCUUCUGAAAUGAUGUCUUGUGGCGACGUUCGUUACGCGCCAGAGUGCGUGUGAGUGACUGACCGAUAGUCUUUCUGAAAGAGAAAGAGAGGCUGGAUAUAAACAGCAGCCAGGCUUGUAGGCAGCGACAGCCAGACACUCAGAGCAGCCAUCUCGCCUCUGUCACAGCUCCUCAGACCCAUGCAGGAUGCCCGGAAAGCGCCGGGGAGUCCUGGUCCAGCUCAGCCCGAGUUCAUGACGCUCUGGGCGGCCUCGUCAUGCGUCUCUUGCCCGAGCCCAGCGCCCAGUCCCUCCGGCUCCUCUUCCUCUUUAUCUUCGUGAUGGGGGUGACCCCUUCCCCGGCUCUCACAGCCGGCUGCCCCGACAGAUGCGUGUGCGACGACCAGCUGGUGGUCCAGUGCGCCGGGCAGGAGCUCACCAUGUUCCCCAAUGACCUGCCCCUGGCAACACGGCAGCUCAUCAUCUCCAACAACCGCAUUGGGGAACUUCCGGCGCUUCAGCUCAACUACCUGUCCGAUCUGGUCUAUCUGGACUGCAGCAACAACUCUCUGACCGAGAUCUCCGAGUCCACCUUCGGGAAUUUGCGGAAACUCGCCUACCUGGACUUGUCGUUCAACACCCUGCUGCAGAUCGAGGACCGGACUUUCGGGCCCCUGGCGUCUCUGGUGAUGCUUCGGCUGACAGAUAACCCGAGUCUGGGGGAGAUCCACCCGGAUGCCUUCUCGGAGAACAUGGCUCUGCAGGUGUUAGAUGUGAGCCGGAACAACCUGACGGCCCUGAACAUCAGCAGCCUGAUCGCGCUGCCUUCCUUGCGGUCUCUGGGGCUCAGCGGCAACCCCUGGAGCUGCGACUGUGACACGGAGGACCUCUGCCUCUGGGUGCAGAUCGAGGGCUUCAAGUUCCAAGACGAGGGCCAGACAGUUUGCCACAGUCCCCCAGAGCUGGCGGGCCAGCGGAUGGCGGAGGUCGGCAUGCAGCUGCGGACGGACUGCCACCAAGGCCUGGGCUACUGGGACUACCUCUUCUUCAUCGCCAUUGGCUUCGUCAUCUUCUCGGCUGGCACGGUGUCGGCCUGGGUGAUGGGCGUGCUCAUGGUGCUGUAUGAGCGCUACAGCAAAAGGAAGAGUGAGGACAUGGACAGCGAUGACGAGGAGGAGAGGGGAGGGAUGGGCGGAGGAGGAUGUGGAGGAGGAGGAGGAGGAGGGGGAAACCAGGGGAACGGGGAUCUAAGCAAGUCUGGCAUGCAGGUGUGACAGACUGAUGUAAAACAACAUGAGGAGGGAUGACAUGAGACCAGCAGAGGAUAAAAGACAAAGAGGGAAGAACCAGAGGUGAUGAGACCACUCUGAGACCAAAGGCUCUGCAAUGAACCAAGACCUGACUGUCUCUCUUUAUUACAGAUUUAGAUAUUGCAAUAUGCUCUUCACCAUAUUGGACAGAAAGUGUGUGUGUGUGUGUGUGUGUGUGUGUGUGUGUGUGUGUGUGUGUGUGUGUGUGUGUGUGUGUGUGUGUGUGUGUGUGUGUGUGUGUGUGAAAGAAAGAGAGACAGACAGAGACAGCAAUAAGGAUAGCUAUGCCUUUACUUCAGGAGUACAGAAUGACCUCUGAGAUUAUUGAGAGCAAUAACCUACAUACACACACACACACACACACACACACACAUACACACACACACACACACACGCGCACCCACGCACACACACUCAGCACAGAUACUCUACGGAGCUGCUGGUUUCUCUGAGUGGGCGGAUGUAACUGCAUACUAUGUGAAGUGCUCUUGAGUAACAUUGUGUAAAUGAUUAUAACAAGAUGUGUGAUGUGAGCGACACACACACAGUACAUUAACACAUAAAAGAAGGUAUUCGGGGUCACGAAGAGAGUGAUGCCUUAUGUUUGCGCCACUAAAAAGGAGAACUAGUAUAUUUUGGUAUUAAGAUGUGAUUUUCAUGAAUGCCUUAAGGCAAAUCACUUGACAUAGAACAGUCACUGUUGUCUCCUAUAGACAGAAUCUGUCCAAAAACUGUUUGGGAAAUGACCAAAUGUUUUGAAUGUAAAAAACAA